Glarea lozoyensis ATCC 20868 is the source of this 2736-nucleotide messenger RNA. RefSeq names its product Ribonuclease H-like protein. The record is from RefSeq and is a predicted model, not a curated record. Gene Ontology annotation, molecular function: RNA binding; protein binding. Bases 1 to 2736 code for a protein of 911 amino acids. Lineage: Eukaryota; Fungi; Ascomycota; Leotiomycetes; Helotiales; Helotiaceae. The transcript is spliced from 6 exons.
AUGGAACCAUUCAACUAUGGCACGGCAGUUGACAGAGAGACUAAUGCGGUGUCUUACAAGUUUUCGUCCAACCUCCCACAACGACCUGCUGGUGGCAACAAGAGCGGCAAAAACAUUGUCAUCAGAGUCAACCAGUACAAAGUCGUUCAAUUCCCUACUAGGGACAUUUACCAAUAUGACAUCGCCAUUGGAGCAGGAGCAGAGAAGAUGGGCAAGAUCAUGGCUGUCUGGAAAUCCAAGACCUGCCAGAACAAAUUGAGAGAAGCCGUUCCAAACGCACCGUGGCUCUGGGAUGGUAACAAACUGGCUUGGACCAGUGCCUCAAUUCCCAGCAUUCGAUUCCCGGUCGAUCUUGAUGCUGAGAAGGGCCGCGCACCACGACCGGGCAAACAACCUGAUGUUACCUAUGUCAAAAUCACUCAGACCAAGAUCGUCCGUAUGACAGUUAUUGAGCACUACCUGUCGGGCAAGAUUGCAUUUGACAAUUCUGUCUUUGAAGCAAUUAACUUUCUUGAUCACUUGAUGCGCCAGGGACCAUCUGAGGCACAUGUCCAGAUCAAGCGCAGUUUUUUCCCAAAAGCAAUGAACCCGGUAGCUAUUGAUAAUGUCAUCACUGCCGUCAAGGGUGUUUACUCAUCAAUUCGUCUUUGCGAUCCCAAAGGCUCAUCUGGACUGGGAACUGGGCUUGCUGUCAAUGUGGAUGUCGCGAACUCGACGUUCUGGACAGCCCAAUAUGUUCAUCAAGCUGCUCGAAACCUGUUGAGCAGAGGCAAUCGUAAUUUCGACUACCGUGCGAUGACAAAGCGCCUGGAAUCUGUUCCAUACGGAAAGAGUUGGACACAGUCCGAGGACUUCAAGGAACUUCGCAAGCUAUCUAAGCUCAAGUUCAAGGUCAAGCUUCACCCCAAGGCAGAUACUGUUAAGGCAGAUCGGAUUCAUACAAUCAAGAGAUUCACUUUCGAUCCUGCACAUGGAAAGGCUGGAUCCAAUGCAAAGACUUACAUAUUCUCAUUGAAGGAUCGACAAACCAAUAGAGAAGAAAACAUUUCCGUAUAUGCUUACUUCAAGCGUAAGUAUGGUGUGGAGCUUCAGCACCCAGAGUUUCCUCUGAUCCAGACGGAACGCGAUGGUGUUUUCCCAAUGGAGGCUUGCGAGUUCAUACCACAUCAGAGAUAUCAGUACAAGCUCACUGGGGACCAGACCUCUGCAAUGAUUAAAUUCGCUGUCACCAGACCCAAGGAGCGCAUUCAAUCAAUCAACCAAGGAGUUAAUAUGCUGAAUUGGGGUACUGACCGUUACCUAAAUCACUUCGGUCUCAAGAUCGAUCAGAACAUGUCCACCACGAAUGCAAAGUUACUUCAGAACCCUGAAAUUCAGUUUAAGGGCAAGAAGAUCAACCCCGGUACAAGUGGUAGAUGGGUCAUUCAGGACACCAAGUUCUUCAAAGAGAACACUGAGCCUCUGAAGUCUUGGGCUUUUGUUGUUGUCAACAAGGCUUGCGACGACAAUACUGUCAGAGAGUUUUCCAAGGUAUUCGUUCAGACCUAUAUCUCACACGGCGGCAGAGUUGAAACCAAAGAACCACCAAUUGUCAACCUCGGCCAUGGAGACCUUGCUGAUACAGUUUCCAUCGCCCGCCAAAAGGCUGGAACCUUCGCCAAGAGCGCACCUCAGAUCCUCUUCUUCAUUCUCCCAGGCCGAGAUUCUAUGGUCUAUGAGCGUUUGAAGCGGAAUAUGGAGUGCCGUUUUGGUAUGGUCAGUCAGAUGCUGGCUGUCAAUCAGGUCUUCAAGAAGAAUGCUCAAUACUGCUCCAAUGUUUGCAUGAAAGUCAAUGCAAAGCUCGGAGGGGUGACUUGCAAGAUUGCACAACCAGGACCAACUUUCCCCCGACCUACAAUGGUUAUUGGAGCUGAUGUUUCUCACGCAUCACCUGGUAGUAUUCAAGCUUCCACUUGUGCUAUUACCAUGUCUAUGGAUGCAGAUGCGACACGUUAUGCUGCUUUUGUUCAAACCAAUGGGCACCGAGUGGAAAUGAUCACACCAGCAAACAUUGAUGGUGGAUUCAUGGUUCUAUUCAAGUACUGGGUCGCAAACCACAAGACAGGCCCCUCACACAUCUAUUACUUCCGCGAUGGUGUUUCAGAGGGUCAAUACAGCCAUGUGCUUGCUCAAGAGAUUGAGCCUAUGAAGAAAGCCAUCAUUGCGAUGUACGGCGAUGCAGGUGCAAAUAUCAGAUGGACUGUAACUGUUUGCAGUAAACGCCAUCAUAUUCGAUUCUUCCCCAAGGAUGGCGAUAGAGCAUCGAAUCUUUCCUCCCAUUCGGCGAUUCAGGGAACUGCACGACCUGUCCAUUACCAUGUCAUCAAGGAUGAUGCACAAAUGGAUCCAACUUUAUUUCAGAACAUGAUUUACAAGCACUGCUAUCAAUAUGCUCGUUCUACGACUCCGGUCUCGUUAUAUCCGGCUGUGUACUACGCUCAUUUGGCUUCGAAUCGUGCUCGUUGCCACGAGCCUGGAGCAUCCUCUGAUGGUCCAAAAGGUGGUCAAAAGUACGAAGAAGCACAGCAAGAUGCCGGUGUUCGGCAACGCGCUGGUGGAGGUGGUUCUCAACCUCCCGCCUCUUCAAGUGGCUCUCAAGCAGCACUUUCGGAAGCUCGCCCACUUGUACCGCUUGCUUGUGAUGUCAAAGAUCCAGCUGCGUUGAAGUACAUUCGUACCAGCAUGUGGUACAUUUAG